ACCACACCCACCUCUGCCUCACCCUCCAGCGCAUGGGCAAGAAGGACAGCGGCGGCGCCGCAAAGGCGCAGGCCAAGGCGGCCAAGCGCGCCAAGCAGGAGGCAAAGGCCAGCAAGACGGCCGACAAGCUGGCGCAGAAGGCCAAGGCGCGCGCUGCCCCGCCGGCGGCCACGCCCGCCAAGGGCGGCAAGAGCGGCAAGGGCGGCAAGGGCAAGAAGGCGCCCGCGGCCGACGAGGAGGACCUCGACGCGCUGCUCGCCAGCUUCCGCGAGCAGUGGGCCGCCGAGCACGCCGUGCACGAGGAGCGUAUCGGCACGGCGCCCAGCCGCCGCGCCAAUGCCACCCUCACGCCCUGCCCCGGCGGCGACGACCUCUGGCUCUUUGGCGGCGAGUACUUCGACGGCGACCGCGCCACCUUCUUCGCGGAUCUCUUCCGCUACACGCCGGCCUCCUCGUCCGCUGAGCAGGGCGUGUGGCGGUCAUACUCCUCGGCUAACCAGCCGGGCCCGCGGUCGGCCCAUGCCAUUGCGCCGUUCCCGGGCAACGGCGGCCAGCUCUUCCUCUUCGGCGGCGAGUUUGCUAGCCCUAAGAUGAACAGCUUCCACCACUACCGUGAUCUCUGGAUCUUCACAAUCGCAACCAAGUCGUGGGAGCGGAUAGACACCAAGGUGCGGCCGAGCGCUCGCUCGGGGCACCGCAUGGUCUGCUGGAAGCAAUAUAUUGUGCUCUUCGGCGGCUUCCAGGACACCGGACAACGCACCACGUACCUCGGCGACCUGUGGCUCUUCGACACGACCGAGUACAAGUGGCACGAGGUCAAGCAGAACGAGCUGCGCAAGCCUGCGGCGCGGUCCGGCUUCUCGCUACUUCCUAGCGCGGACGGCGUCAUCCUGCACGGCGGCUACUGCAAGCGCUAUGUGAAGGGCCAGCGGACGCAAGGCGUGGCGCUCGAGGACACAUGGAUGCUCACGAUCGACGCCGGCCCGGAUGGCGAGCUCUUCAAGACGGGCAAGAUCGAGUGGCAGCGGCGGCGCAAAAUCGGCUAUGCGCCGGGUCCGCGCAGCGGCUGCACGAUGGCGCUGUGGGGCACCAAGGGCAUGGGUGCGCUCUUUGGCGGCGUGACAGACACCGAGGCCGACGAGGAGAGUAUGGAGAGCAUCUGCCACGCCGACAUGUUCGCCUACCAGCUCGGUGGAAACGGCCGCUGGAUCUCCCUGAAUCUCAAGCGGCCCAAGAAGAAGGGCGGCAGGCGGCGGAAGAAGGUCGUGGCGCAGCCCGAGCAGCGCAAGGGUCCGCAGAGCGACGACGAGGAUGAGGAGGGCAGCGACCGAGAGAGCGGCGACGAAGAUGCAGAUCGAUCACGGCCAGACGCACAGCCUGCUCCGGCUCCGACGCCUGCGCCAGCACCCGAGGAGGACGACGACCCGGAUGACCCGCAGAAGAGCGUGCCGAUCGGGCGCUACAACACCAUGCUGGCCAUUCAGCGCAACAUCCUCUAUCUCUACGGCGGCAUUCACGAGACUGCGGCCCGGGAAUACACGAUGGACGACUUCUACACGCUCGACUUGCUCAAGCUUGAGCGCUUCCACUGCCUCAAGGACUGCCCGACGGACGCGCUGGAGUGGAACGAGUCCGACGAGUCCGACGACGACUCGGACGACGACGAUUCUGACGGGUCGAGCUCGGAGGACGACGAGCCGGCCGAGCAGGAGGGCGAGGAGAUGCGCGAGGCCGACCUGCUCGAGGAGCUCGAGUGGCUGGGCGACGAGGGCAUGAGCGACGAGGCCAUCGCGGCCGCCAAGCAGGCGCUGCUGGAGAAGGAGGAGCUGCGCAAGAAAGCAAAGGUGUUCAUGGGCGUGGCGCUUGACUCGACGCGCUCCGAGGCCGACAUGCUCUCGACGCCGCUGCCAGGCGAGACGCUGCGUGUCUUCUACGAGCGCUCCAAGGCCUACUGGGUCGGCGCGGCGCACGAGCAGGGCGACCAGUCGAACCGCGGCAAGGAGCUGCGCCGCGACGGCUUCGCUAUGGCGGAGAAGCGGUACGACGAGUACAAGCCGAUGCUGCAGGAGAUCGAGCGCAUCCAGGCGGAGGCCGGCCUCGACGCCGAGGACAUGCGAGCGGCCGCUGGCAAGACAGGCGGCAUCGCGGGCGGCGGCGCAGGUGCAGACAGCCGCAACCGACGCUAGCUGUCGUGCCUCUCUCAAUCGCAUCGCAUGCUCGCGCGAGAAGUUAUGUCAAUG
Messenger RNA from Tilletiopsis washingtonensis, 2240 nucleotides. RefSeq lists its product as hypothetical. The coding region runs from base 33 to 2186 and encodes 717 amino acids. Gene Ontology annotation, molecular function: protein binding. The record is from RefSeq and is a predicted model, not a curated record. Lineage: Eukaryota; Fungi; Basidiomycota; Exobasidiomycetes; Entylomatales. The transcript is spliced from 13 exons.